Messenger RNA from Aspergillus pseudotamarii, 1147 nucleotides. Its product is annotated as ATP-dependent (S)-NAD(P)H-hydrate dehydratase. Gene Ontology annotation, molecular function: ATP-dependent NAD(P)H-hydrate dehydratase activity. Gene Ontology annotation, biological process: metabolite repair. The record is from RefSeq and is a predicted model, not a curated record. The coding region runs from base 69 to 1010 and encodes 313 amino acids. The transcript has 6 exons. Lineage: Eukaryota; Fungi; Ascomycota; Eurotiomycetes; Eurotiales; Aspergillaceae.
GGCAGCAUGGACGUGUUGCCGUUAUUGGAGGAUCACUAGAUUACACAGGAGCUCCAUAUUUCUCUUCCAUGGCUUCGGCUCGACUAGGCUGCGAUAUGAGUCAUGUUAUCUGUGAGCGGUCUGCGGCUACUGUCAUCAAGUCUUAUUCUCCGAACCUGAUGGUUCAUCCUAUAUUACCAAGUAGCGAGUCUGUAAAGGACCCCAAUUCGAUCGACGCGCCUAAUCUUGCUAGUCCCAUCGUGGCAAUGUUAUCUCGCCUUCAUGCUCUGGUAGUGGGACCGGGAUUGGGUCGUGAUGGGGUUACGCUGAAAGUGGUCACGGAAGUCUUGAAGGAGGCGCGGUCCCGCUCAAUACCGUUUGUCUUAGAUGCCGACGGACUGCUACUUGUCACGGAGCAACCGGAUAUUGUUAAAGGAUACAAGGACUGUAUCUUGACGCCUAAUGUUAACGAGUUCAGCCGUUUGGCCAAGGCGUUGAAUAUCGAGGUUCCUAGCAUGACGCAGAUCGAGUCAGAUAGCGGUGACAAAACGAGCCGAGAAACCGAAGCCUGUGAGAAAUUGUCGCAAGCUCUUGGUGGCGUGACGAUAAUCCAGAAGGGACCUCACGAUGUGAUCUCAAACGGUGUAACGAGCAUCGUCAACGAAGUCGUCGGCGGAUUGAAGCGCAGUGGAGGCCAGGGAGACACGCUCACGGGGUCGCUGGGCACGCUGCUGGCGUGGCGAGCGGCUUAUCACAACGGACUUUGGGACUCCGGUGAGAAGGAUAACCAAAGAGAGGCGCAGGGUAAGCAGGAGAUACAGGCCGAGCUUGAGUCAGCGGACAAGAGAAUGUCCCCGGCAACAACCUUGCUGCUUGCUGCCUGGGCAGGCAGCGGGAUUACAAGAGAAUGUUCUCGCCGCGCCUUUGAGGCGAAAGGCAGGAGUAUGCAAGCCAGUGACCUCACUGAUGAGGUUCAUGAGAGUUUUCUGGAGUUGAUCGGUGAACCGGAUCAGUCGAAGAUGCGUCUGUAGACUUUCUUCAUGUCUCGCAAUAGAUGAAUUACGUUAGCCAUACAUCUUGGUUGCAGUCUAGAGCUAUAAAUAGUACUUUCAUCAACGACAACCAAUGAAGAUAAGAGUCAGUCAGGUGAGCAGAGCAUGGAGAGCCA